Aphidius gifuensis is the source of this 183-nucleotide messenger RNA. RefSeq lists its product as uncharacterized. The transcript has a single exon. The record is from RefSeq and is a predicted model, not a curated record. NCBI's taxonomy places the organism in Eukaryota, Metazoa, Arthropoda, Insecta, Hymenoptera, Braconidae. Bases 1 to 183 code for a protein of 60 amino acids.
AUGGGUCUUCAUAUUUUUUGGCCAGCUUCAGCUGCACUUGCAUUAUUUGUCAUUGGUGUCAUAAUGAUACUAAUUAAAUAUGGCCCAGAUAUAUGUGGUAAAUAUCAAAAUCGUUUGACUCAAAGAAUGAGCAAUACUGAGGAGCAAGGCUAUGCCAGAGAAGUAUCAGUAUCAACUGCAUAG